AUGUCGGUCAAAACCCGGGCCUGUCUGAUCUCAGACACACAUACCCUUGCUCCAAAUCCAUCACAAAGCAUCAAUAAUGCCUAUCGCCACCCACUUCCAAGCGCCAACAUCCUCAUCCACGCCGGCGACCUCACGAAAGUGGGGUACCGCCAGGAGAAUGAGAUCAUGCUUGAAAUGCUGAAGGAGGCAAAUGCAGAGCUCAAACUAGUCAUUGCCGGAAACCACGACAUAACCCUUGAUGAAGAAUACUUCACCGAGUACGGCUAUAAACGACACAAGCGCCCCGAAAAACUGGGCAAUGACGAGACCUUCCUGACAGAUGAUGAGGCCAUCCAAACACCGCUGCGCACAUCAUCCGAUCCACCAUACAAGACUAAACUAGCAGCCUACGCGCGCUCAAUCAAGGAUCUCUGGACUGGCGACGCGGCACGCAGCGCGGGUAUCAUCUACCUCGAAGAGGGCAUGCAUUCAUUUACUUUAUCGACUGGAGCCAAGUUCACAGUGUAUGCAUCGCCUUACCAACCCGAGUUCUACAACUGGGCCUUCGCAUACCCCCUCACAGAAGACCGAUUCAAUCUUCCCUCGUCUGCAUCAUCCAGUCCACCACCCAAGAAUCCCAUUCCUGAUUUCCCGGCUGUUGAUAUCCUCCUAACACACGGCCCACCGAAGGGUGUCCUCGAUGCUGUCCCGCCUGAUUUGAAUGUUGGGUGUCCGCAUCUCAUGAAGGCGGCUUGGCGGGCUAGGCCGCGGUUGCAUGUCUUUGGGCAUAUCCAUGAAGGCUGGGGUGCGCAGCGGGGAGUCUGGAGUGAGGAUGGUGGUGAGACUGGAGGUGUGAAUCUUGAGCAUGUGCCUACCGACCCGGAGGAUAUGUUGGAGUUUCGGGGUGCGUUUUGUGAUGUGAGUGAUGGGGCGAAACGGCCACUGAGGGUUGGAGAGGAAACACUAUUUGUUAAUGCCAGUGUUGUCACUGUUAAUUAUGAGCCGCAGAAUGCCCCGUGGGUCGUUGAUUUGGAGUUGCCACUUGGCGAGGGGAGGACAUAA
This is a messenger RNA of Penicillium nucicola, 1041 nucleotides long. RefSeq lists its product as uncharacterized. The transcript has a single exon. Lineage: Eukaryota; Fungi; Ascomycota; Eurotiomycetes; Eurotiales; Aspergillaceae. The coding region runs from base 1 to 1041 and encodes 346 amino acids. Gene Ontology annotation, molecular function: hydrolase activity. The record is from RefSeq and is a predicted model, not a curated record.